AUGGAGGUGAGGGAGGCUGGAGAUGGGGCUGCAGCAGGGGAGUUAGACCAAGUUCCUUCCAAGAGAUAUAGUUGGGCUGAAGUUCGUCAGGCUGUACAUGAUCUUAGGAAGGAACUUUCUUCUUUGUCUACCAUGGUGCCAAUGGCUAUCUCUUUUAGAAAGUUGGGCAAUGGAAAAACCAGAGUGUACUUCUUAAGGACCCCGCAAAAUGGCUGGGAAAUAACAUUACUCUAUACUGAUAUAACUCAUUCUCUUCAACCUAAUAACACCAGAUUAGACUGGAAGCCCCUAAUCGAGUCCAACAUCGCGCUUGGUGUUACCUCUGGGAAAUGGUCUCGCGAAGAGCAGCUGCUUUGGGAGAGACAGAGGGUAGCCGCUUGGGGUAUAGCCUCAUACGAACUGCACCAGAGCACUGGUCGCGUGCUAUUUCCAUGCGCCUCCUCACUCUUUGUGGCGGAGGAAGGGACUAACCAGUCACCACCGCUAGUCCCACGGUCGUUAAGCACUGGUGGAGGUGCAGCUCUAACUCCGGCGAUGUGCCCUCGAGCUCCAACUCUAGUGGCCCACGCGGCGAGGGGCGAUAUAUGGCUGGCGGGCGGAGCUCUCCAGCGACCAACCCGGCUCACUUACGCCUGCAAGGGUCAUGAACCCGAUCGGUUAGCAGACGAUCCACGGCAGGCCGGAGUCCCAUGUUACGUCACACAGGAGGAGUUCUCACGGUACACCGGAUUCUGGUGGCAGCCCAAGUGCGAUGAUGACGUGUUCAGGAUAGUCUACGAGGAGGUGGACGAGAGUGAGGUGAAGAUAUUCAGUUUCCCGUCAUCGCAGAGCGUCAGUGGGGAGGUCGAGGAGUUCAGGUUUCCACGUGCGGGCACGCCGAACGCUAAGUCUACGCUGAAACUGGUGACUUUCAGACUGCAGAAGGUGGCCUCCACCACCGUUUUGGAUUACUAUCACGAAGGAACGGCUGGCACACACUCUUCUGCAGACUCUAGAAGCGAAUGCAUGGAGGCUACGGAUAUCCGGUGGUACGAAAUGAGGCAGCCCCUGAAGGAAGUGUUUCCAUGGUUCGAAUACCUGGCCAGGGUUGGGUGGACUCCGUGUGGGAAAUUCGUUUGGGUCCAACUCCUCGAUCGCGAGCAGCAGCGUCUGGAGCUGGCCCUGAUUCCGUUGAGCGAGUUCAGCUCGCCGACCAGCUACGAGGACGCGGAAAUGCCCAACAGCUUACCAACGCACAACGACCAAAAGACAGAGCAACAAAUCCAAGUUCUAGUCUCCGAGACGGCUCCAGACGCCUGGAUCAAUGUCCAUGAUAUCCUCUACUUCCUGCCGAGCACAGAGGAUAAGGUCAGCUUCAUCUGGGCUUCGGAGGAGACGGGCUACUUACACCUGUACCUUAUCACAUGCGGCCUGCAGCUCACGAAGCCUGAAAGGGCUAGAUGUGACUCCCAAUCUUCGAGGCAAGCUGUCAUUGAAAUGAUCAUCGAUGAUGAAACAAACGCGGUGGGACCGAACAUCAUCAGUAAGGAGGCGAUCACAAGCGGGGAGUGGGAGGUCAUGGAUAGGAAGAUAUGGGUGGACCAAGCCCGGCAGUUAGUUUAUUUCGUGGGGCUCCGCGAGACGCCACUGGAGCGCCAUUUCUACGUCGCCCCUUUACGAGGCUCAGCACCAAUUACGUUGCUCACUACACCAGGGCAUUCGCACACUGUCGACAUGGAUGAUGAGUGCAGCACGGUGGUGAUGACGUCGUCCAACAUCAGCAGUGUGCCGUGCACGCGGGUGUACCGCGUGUCGCACUCCACGCCCACGCCCACGCUGAUAGUGCAAGGCACGCUCAUGGAACGAAACACUUUCGAGUCAUCAGAAACACGCAGUUUCAACGGUGUGUGGGACAGUCGGGGGGACGGGGACGAAGAGGGCGACACCACUUUACUAGUCAGAGAGCGUUCAUUAAGCGGUAUUGAAGUACCUCCCCCUCAAAUCCUGGAGACGCGACUGUCGUGCGGCGCGGCCGCGUACUGUACGCUGUGGCGCUGUGGCCGCGCGGGGCGCAGCCCUACAGUGCUCCACGUGUACGGCGGGCCCGAGGUGCAGACCGUCACCAACAGCUACAAGGGUAUUAGACAACUUCGCAUGCAUAUGCUGGCGGCGCGAGGGUUCAACGUGGUGGCGGUAGACUCGAGGGGGUCCAAACAUCGCGGCAGAGCGUGGGAGGCUGCGAUCAGAGGGAAGAUGGGACAGGUGGAAUUGGAUGAUCAGGUCGAGGUUCUUCAGUGGCUGGCGAAGGAGACCGGCUGCAUAGAUAUGGAAAGGGUGGCGAUACACGGCUGGAGUUAUGGGGGCUACCUGUCGCUGCUGGGGCUGGCGACGCGGCCGAACAUCUUCAAGGUGUGCGUGGCGGGUGCGCCGGUGACCAGCUGGCGGCUGUACGACACGGCCUACACCGAGCGCUACAUGGGGCUGCCGGCGCGCGCGCCGCAUGCCUACAGCCGCGCCAGCGUGCUCGCGCACGCGCCCUUCUUCCCCGAGCGUGAGGGUAGACUGUUGAUAAUCCACGGUCUGGCCGACGAGAACGUCCACUUCUGCCACACGGCGGCGCUGCUAGCGGAGCUCGUACGUCUGGGGAAACCACAUCGAGUUCAGGUAUACCCUGGCGAGAGGCACUCUCUCCGUUCCAUGCACGCGGCGAAGCAUUACGAGGCGACCCUAUUACACUUCUUGCACGAAAAUCUGUAA
Molecule: messenger RNA, 2736 nt
Organism: Parnassius apollo (apollo)
Lineage: Eukaryota; Metazoa; Arthropoda; Insecta; Lepidoptera; Papilionidae
Source: the annotation of a GenBank genome assembly